AUGCCGCUCUGUCUUACCUUCAUCGACUUGAAGAAGGCUUUCGACUCAGUUGAGACGGAAGCGGUUGUGGAAGCUUUGGACAACCAAGGCGUCCCUACUCAGCACAUAAAGGGUGAUACAAUCUCACCCAAAAUAUUCACAGCCACCCUCGAGAAAGCAAUGCGAAAGUCGGAAUGGGACGCCAUCGGAGUGAAGAUUGAUGGUCGGCAGCUACACCAUUUGUGCUUUGCUGAUAACAUCGUGCUGAUAACACCUAGCAUCAGCCAAGCGGAACGAAUGCUGACCGAAUUCGACGGAACAUGUGGAUGCAUCGGUCUUCAACUGAAUCUUCAAAAGAAGAUGUUCAUGCGCAACGGAUGGGUCUCGGAUGCCCCAUUCAAGCUCAACGGAAUGAACAUAUCCGAAUGCACUAGCUACGUUUAUCUGGGUAGGGGAUUGAACAUGAUGGAAGACCUGACCCCCGAGCUGUGCAGGAGGAGACGAGCGGCUUGGCGAGCGUACAAGAGCAUCGAGGAUGUAGUGAAGAAGACCUGGAACGCUGGGCUCCGUGCUCACCUCUUCAACACCACCGUACUUCCUGCUUUGACCUAUGCUUCGGAAACCUGGGAAUUUCGCAAGCAGGAAGAAAACGCGAAAGCUGUGCUUAACAACAUGUUUCGCACUGCAAAAACCGUUUGUAGUGGACCUGAGGAGAGAAAGGAAUCGUUAACUUUGGCUCACGAAAUUCUGCUUCUAAUGGUUAUGAAAUCCGAACGUCUGAAACGAAACGAUACCGAAGUGAACGAACACGGCAGUUGGAAAACCCCACCACAGAUAAGAUACCUCUCUGCUUUCCUUACAUCUCCGAUGAAUUGA
This is a messenger RNA of Necator americanus (New World hookworm), 855 nucleotides long. RefSeq lists its product as uncharacterized. The coding region runs from base 1 to 855 and encodes 284 amino acids. The transcript is spliced from 3 exons. The record is from RefSeq and is a predicted model, not a curated record. NCBI's taxonomy places the organism in Eukaryota, Metazoa, Nematoda, Chromadorea, Rhabditida, Ancylostomatidae.